Messenger RNA from Cladocopium goreaui, 8871 nucleotides. The record is from the annotation of a GenBank genome assembly. Lineage: Eukaryota; Dinophyceae; Suessiales; Symbiodiniaceae.
AUGGAGCUGGCAAUCUCUGCCGAUCCUCCUGGGACUCCUUCCCCACAAUGGCCACAAUGGCCACAGGGCUUCCUUGGUGGAAGCUCGAGGUACGGGAGGUCGGGUGGAUCCAACGCCCUUGAUGCGCGUGGGGCUGAGAUGCUGCAAGUUGUGUUAGAAAAUGCUGAAGGUUUCAUGGGAGACCUGGGUUGUGGCCCAGGACAUGCACCUCUACAUGUCUCCAGCAGUCCAAGUGUCGUUUGGAUUGCAGAGCUCUUCGCAAUCCUGGUGACUGUGGUCUUAGUGCUCUUCGCCACCCAACUGCAGAUCUCUCACUACUUGGCGGUCCGCAAGAAGCAGACGAAUAAAGCCUUGAGGAUGGCCUACCCGUGGAAAAGCUUGCCAUCGGCUGGGGAGAUCAUGGAGCUGGGGCCAACCUUCGCCACCAAUUUUCAGAGUGGCCUCAAGCAGUCCUUCUUAGCCAGAGGAAUGUCAGCAGCCACCGAGAAAGUGGCCUUGGUGUCCUUUCUCAUUCCCGCAGAGGCUGCUGGCAAGACACAGCCACGAGCCAUGCUGGAACGUCAUGGCAGGGUGCCAGCAGGCUCUCUGGGAGGCAAACGCGCUCUGGCCAGACACUUGAAGUACAUUCGACUGGAAUCCUUGGCCCCGAUGACAUUUCUCAGCCCAUGGGCACUGCGAAAGUCAUUGGAGCCCCGGGUGAAGUUCGUGGGAGUCGUGCAAGGCGUUGUGUCAGAAGCAAAGGCCGAAGGUCUUUGGUUCUUGAAGCAUUCGACCAUGGACCGAAAUGAGGGUGUGAUGUGCUUCAAAGGCGUCCGAAAUCUGCUGGCGCACUGGGACCAACUGCCCAAGAGCCAGAGAGGUUUCUACGUCGCCCAGGCAGAAGUGCCACGACCCAUGUUGAUGGAUGGUCGGAAGAUGAUGAUUCGCGCCUAUGUGAUCACUUUGCCUGAAGGUCGUUGCUUCAUGAACCGCGAGUUGCUUCUGAAAGGUCAUCCCCGAGCCUAUGAUCCCAAAGAUGCGGAUCCCUUGCGGCACGUGAUCUCAUGUGUGAAGUACGACGGGGUGACGUCAGCCAGAGGAACUCAAUGGGAGCACUAUGAGAAGGUUUGGCCGAAGAUCUCAAAGAUGAUGACAUCCAUCCUGGGCCCUUCGGCGGUUGGAACAGGAAGACUGCCCUUCACGCUGCGCGACGACUCGAUGAUUGACCUGGCAUGCCACCGGAUCAGUGACCGAUAUCAGGACUUGGUUUCAUGGUUCCAAUGGGGUCGAAAAGCGGGCGCGUUGCUCUACAAUCUUCUGGGCGUUGACAUCAUUGUGGAUCAGGAUUUGCGGCCAUGGCUGAUCGAGCUCAACCCUGGCCCUGCCAUGGGAAUUGACCAGAGGGACCCCCUGGCGACACAGCUGCGGGCAGAAGUCAUGGAGGAUCUGUGUCGACUUCUCCUUGAUCCGCUGCUGCGAAGUGUGCAGAUGACCAACAAGAGUGAGGAGCAGCGAUCCAAGCCGGGAACCCCGGAAACAUCCCGGUGCCAACUUCGAAAGCAUCACUCCGUGGAUUUGUUGAGAUUUGACCGAGAGUCCCGCGAGCUGAAGAAAAGCGGUCCGCGUGGUGCAGCUCCGACCGCUGCAUGUCGUGGCACGGGACAAAAGCGUCGCCCGGCCUCGGUGGUGCCGCCAUGUGCCGCCGAGGAUCAAAUGCAUGGCCUGCCUAUCGAGAGCAUUGUUCGACCAAAUGGCAUCAGUCCUUUGACUCAGCGUGUUCUGAAGAUUUCUGAAGUGCCUGCAAAUGAUGAGUACAACACCAACGAGCGAAUGAUGGGGAGGCAGACUCUGACAGAGGAGCAAUACUUGGCAAAAUUUGCUCCACCUCCAGCGGAAGAAGUCAAGGCGGAGGACAGCCCUGCCGAGGCCGAGGCUGAGGCGGAAGCGGUAUCUGUGUGCGUGGUUUUUAGGCACAAAGAAGAGAAGUGGAGCCAUCUUUUCAAAGUUCCAAAAGGCACUACCGUGAUGGACCUGAAGAAAAGCAUGGUGAAACCAACGAGUCCCAGCAAUGAUGCUUUGCUCUUCAGCCUAAAGAGAGGUAUGAUUCGACCGUCCCAUUUCGAUACCAUUGAUAGUGUUGGGCUUCCCAGAAACAUUGCCAUGGUGGUCAUAAGCCGGUCACAAGCUUUCGACAUCUUUCGACAUCUUUCGACCGAGGAUGAAACCUUUGACUUCUACUUCGUGGGCCUCGAGGCGAGCCGGGUCAGCCUUGAUGGAUCGGGACGGAUGAACGGCGCCAACGAGAGGAACAGGCCUAUCGCUAAUGAGUGCUUUGGCUGGGCGUCCAUUUUUCGUUUUUUCGUCUUGCCAGUGGCGCGAGACUCCGAGAAUCUCCGAGACGUGCUGUCUCACGGGGUUCGCAUCAGGAUGUCCAAACAUGGGGCCUUUUUAGGUUUGGAGGUCAGGAGGUCCUGGUGGCUGAGGUCAUACAAGGGCUUUGACGCCAUCCCAGAAGCGCAAGGCCUCUAUGAUCCUCGUAAUGAAAAGGAUAGCUGCGGCGUGGGAAUGGUGGCAGACUUGACAGGAAAGCCUGCCCGAGACAUUGUGGAUGGUGCCCUCCAGGUUUUAGAGAACUUGGACCAUCGAGGAGCCCGAGGCUGCGAGAAGGACACGGGCGAUGGUGCGGGUAUUUUGUGUGGCAUCCCCGACCGCUUCAUGCGGCGGGUCGCGUCGGAGUUGUCAGUGGAGCUGCCUCCUCCCCGCGAGUAUGCAGUGGGCAAUGUAUUUUUGGACCAAGGAGAGGAAGGUACAAAAGAAGGAAAGCGAAUUUUUGAACAGGUGAUGGCGUCCAUCCCUGGACUGAAACUGCUUUGCUGGCGAAGAGUACCAGUCGACUCGGAAUGCCUCGGUAAAACGGCCAAAGAUCAUGAACCGACCAUUGAGCAGGUUUUUAUUGCAGCAGAAGGCCAACUGAAGGACAUCAAGCGCUUCGAGGCAGCACUCUUCGUGCUGCGCAAGCGUGCGGCCAACCUGGCAGCACAGCAGCCGGGGCUGCCUUUUUACGUCUGCUCCUUGUCACCUCGAGUCUUGAACUACAAGGGAAUGCUUACUUGCCCAGGUUUAGUCAGAUACUUUUUGGACUUGCAAGAGGAUGACUUUGAAUCGCAUGUUGCGCUGGUCCACAGUCGCUUCUCCACCAACACCUUCCCGGCCUGGCGACGAGCCCAUCCCUUCCGCCACAUUUGUCACAACGGAGAGAUCAACACCUUGAAAGGCAACGUGAAUUUCGCCCGCGCGCGCGAGGGUUUGAUGAGCUCCGAACUUUUGGGAGCUGAACUGGAGCAAUGCUUUCCGCUGAUGGAGAUGGACCAGACAGACAGCGGCAUUUUUGACAACUUUCUGGAGGUUCUCGCAAUUUCAGGCCGCACUUUGCCUGAAGCCGUAGCGAUGAUGAUGCCUCCGGCCUGGGAAAACUCGGAUCAAAUGGAUGCGAAGAUUCGGGAUUACUACAAAUUCCAAGCCGCACUUUUGGAACCUUGGGAUGGCCCUGCCCUGGUUUGCUUCACGGAUGGCGAUGGUGUAGGAGCCUCGUUGGAUCGCAAUGGACUGCGCCCAUGCCGCUACUAUGUGACCAAUCAGAAGCGAAUCAUCAUCAGUUCCGAGUGUGGUGUUUUAAAGCUGCCCGUGGAGUCCAUCGUGGAGAAGGGCCGGCUGUCGCCGGGAAAGAUGCUGUGGGCAGAUUUUGCCAAGGGCACCGUUUCCAAGGACGCUGAACUGAAACACGCCUUUGCCUCACCCAAUCCUUGGGGCGAUUGGAUGAAGAGCGAGUCCAUCUCCAUGAAGACCUUGCUCGAGAGCAAGAAAGUGGAACCACCAACGAUCCCCGAAAACCUGCGAGCGCCUCUGCUGCGUGGCUUCGGGUACACCCAGGAGUCCCUGGAACUGCUGCUGAUGCCCAUGGGCAAGGAUGGAGAAGAGGCAUUGGGCAGCAUGGGAAAUGACACACCCUUGGCAUGCCUCUCUGAGCAGAACCGACCGGUCUUUGACUUCUUCUACCAGCUCUUUGCUCAGGUGACCAACCCCCCCAUCGAUCCGAUCCGAGAAGCGGUGGUGAUGUCACUAGGCUGCUGGGUGGGUCCUGAGACCAACAUCUUGGCGAAUCCGAGUCCAGCGCACUGCCAGCGCCUCUGGUUGGACCAUCCGUGCCUCUUGCCGGUGGAGAUGGCAGCCCUGUCCCUGACGCAGGAGUUGAAGGGCUGGGAGCUCCGCACCGUUGACGCCACCUUCCCCAUGAGUGAAGGCGCCGCCGGCUUGGAGCGUCACUUGACGCGCGUGGCCAGUGAGGCUGUCUGGGCCGCCAAGAAUGGCUACCAGAUUAUCGUCCUCUCUGACAGGUCCACCAGCGAGGAUCAGGUGCCCUUGCCCUCGCUGCUGUGCAGCGGAGCGGUGCAUCAGGCGCUGGUGAAGCAGAAGCUGCGCACCAAGGUCGCUCUGAUCAUGGAAAGCGGCGAGCCUUAUGAGGUAGCACACCAUGCAUUGCUGCUGACUUUCGGCUGCGAUGCAGUGUUCCCUUACAUGGCCUACGAAGCCCUGAGAGUCCUUGCGAGCGAAGGAAAGUUCGGAGCCGACUGGUCGGCAGAUCAAUGCUUCGGCAAAUAUCAGAAGGCCGUGGGCAAAGGACUGCUGAAGAUCAUGGCAAAGAUGGGCAUCUCAACGUUGCGCAGUUACAAGGGCGCGCAAAUUGCGGAUGCAAUUGGUCUUGGCAAGGAAGUGGCUGAGAUGUGCUUCACUGGCAUCGCUUCGCAGCUGGGCGGCCUGGGCUUUGAGCAGAUCGCCCUGCGCACGCUCUCGGUGCACGACCGCGGCUUCUCCCUGGACGGCGGCUACACGGUCAAGAGCCUCUUCGCGAGCUUGCCGAAUGAGGGCAAGUACCACUACCGCCAAGGCUCGGAUGCAGAGAAGCACUUGAACGACCCCAUGGUCAUCGCCAAGCUUCAGGAGGCUGCCCGAACCAACUCAAGGGCGGCUUAUGCAUCCUUUGCAGCCUUGCACAACAACUUGGUGAAGGCAUCCUCGAUUCGUGGACAACUUGACUUCAAGCCUCCCAGGAGCUACGGCCGCGCAGCGUUGCCCCUGGACGCGGUGGAACCUGCCAGCGAGAUUGUGAAGCGCUUCCGCACAGGUGCUAUGUCCUAUGGAUCGAUUUCCAUGGAGGCGCACAGCACCCUGGCCAUCGCCCUGAACCGCCUGGGUGGCUUCUCCAACACCGGCGAGGGCGGCGAAGACCCCGCCAGGUACGAGCCACUUCCCAAUGGCGAUUCUUUGAAGUCAGCCAUCAAGCAGGUUGCUUCAGGUCGUUUUGGCGUGACCAUGGAGUACCUCUCCAACGGCCUGGAACUGCAGAUCAAGAUGGCACAGGGUGCCAAGCCUGGUGAGGGUGGUGAGCUGCCAGGGAAGAAGGUGCAAGGCGGCAUUGCCAAGACCCGAAACUCAACUCCUGGGGUGGGUCUCAUCUCUCCUCCACCUCACCAUGAUAUCUACUCCAUCGAAGAUUUGGCGCAGCUGAUUUUCGACUUGAAGAACGCCAACCCGGACGCAGGUGUCAGCGUGAAGCUGGUCAGUGAGAUUGGUGUAGGUGUGGUGGCCACCGGUGUGGCCAAGUGCAAGGCCGAUCAUAUUCUGAUCAGCGGCUGCGAUGGUGGCACCGGUGCCUCCAAGUGGACAGGGAUCAAACACGCGGGCGCCCCGUGGGAGAUCGGCCUGGCAGAGACGCAUCAGACCCUGGUGCUGAACGGCCUGCGCGGACGCGUCACCUUGGAGACGGACGGCCAGUUGCGCACUGGACGCGAUGUGAUCAUUGCGGCACUGCUAGGGGCUGAAAGGUUUGGCUUCGCCACGGCGCCACUGAUUGCCAUGGGAUGCAUCAUGAUGAGGAAGUGUCACCUCAACACCUGCCCCGUGGGCAUUGCCACGCAAGAUCCGGUGCUGCGCAAGAAAUUCGAGGGCCUCCCGGAGCAUGUGGUGAAUUACCUCAUGCUGGUGGCUGAGGAGGUGCGUGUGCUGAUGGCCAAGAUGGGCUUCCGCAACAUGGAUGAGCUGAUUGGACAUGCCGAAGUCCUGCGGCAAGACCCAGCCCUGCGUGCUGGUCCCCUCCAGUUGGAGCCCAUCCUGGCUCCAGCGCAUCAACUGCCAGACGCCGGGAAGAUGGGCAAAGUGGAGAACCGAAAGCUCUACGGUCAGGAGCACUUCAUGGUGCUUCAAAGGAUGAUUGACCGAACUCUGGUGGAGGAGUGCAAGAUGACCUUCCGCUACGGCGAACGAAGCUACGUGGAGAGCCCUCACAUUAUCAAUGCCGAUCGCACAUGCGGAACAUUGUUGUCGCAUGAGAUUUUCAAGCGAUGGGGAUCCAGCUUGCCUCCCGGCACAUGCCAUUUGAAACUCAUGGGAACUUCGGGCCAAUCCUUCGGUGCCUUCGCAGUGAAGGGUGUCUUGCUGGAGCUUGAAGGUGAUUCUCAGGAUUACUUUGGCAAGGGCUUGAGUGGAGGUGCGCUGGUCAUCUAUCCCCCACGGAAGGCAGUGGCUGGAGGCUUUGAUCCUUCCAAGAACAUCAUCAUUGGCAACACCGCGCUCUACGGUGCGACCGCCGGGGUGGCCUUUGUCAACGGCAUCGCUGCGGAACGCUUCGCAGUGCGCAACAGUGGCGUUUGGGCCGUGGUUGAAGGGGCUGGCGACCACUGCUGCGAGUACAUGACAGGUGGCCGCGUGCUUGUCCUCGGAAGUGUUGGAGACAACUUCGGAGCAGGAAUGAGCGGCGGCAUCGCAUGGAUCUGGGAUCCUUCCAAGACCUUCGAGAAGCGCGCCCUCCCGCAGGACCUUGAGGUUGCGCGUGUCCAGAUGGACCAACCAUUGGAGGUCUAUGCAGAGGAAGAGAAGGACCUGAUUUCUCUCUUGGAAGCCCACAAGAGUUGGACUCACAGCAAGCUGGCAGCUAGCAUCCUGCAGAAAUGGCCUGCCAGUGCCAGUGAAUUUGUCAGGGUCUUCCCCAAGGAUUUCAAGGGUGCUGUGAAAGCUGCCAUUGAUCGAGGGGAGGUCUCGCCCAUAGGCUCGAUGCGUGAGUACCUUCCAUCCCAAGAAGCCCUGCUGGACCAUUCCAACAAGCAGCGCAUCCGCAAGCACCCCAAGGUGCGGAAGAAUUCCAUGGAGGAAAUUGUGGGAGAGCCUUCCGCAGGGCUGGACAUCGAGGAUAUGGCGGUCUUCCAAAAGACCACCAAAGGCAAUCGUCCAACGAAGAUUGAAGAUGCCAAGUUGGUGUCCACCUCCAACAGAGGUUUCCUGGAAGUGGAUCGUGGUGAUUUGCCCAAGCGAGGAGUGGCUGAGCGUGUGGCUGAUUUCCAAGAGAUUUUGGCCAAGAAAGACGAGGUGGCCGUGCAGACCCAGGCCUCAAGGUGCAUGGAUUGCGGCACACCUUUUUGCCAUCAGAGCGUCACGGACAAGUCAGGCUGUCCUUUGGGGAACCUGAUCCCAGAGUGGAACGAUUUGGUGCGAAAGGGCGCAUGGUUCGAUGCCUUCAAGCGCCUGAUGUCGACCAACAACUUCCCCGAGUUCACGGGGCGUGUGUGCCCUGCGCCCUGCGAAGGAGCAUGCACGCUUGGCAUCAUUGAUGACCCAGUCAGUAUCAAGUCAGUGGAGCUGACGAUUAUUGACAAAGCCUACGAUAUGGGUUGGAUGAAGCCUUGCCCCCCCAAGACCCGCACAGAGAAGAGGGUGGUGAUUGUUGGAUCUGGACCCUGUGGUUUGGCUGCCGCCGAUCAGUUGAACAAGAUGGGCCACCGCGUCACCGUGCUUGAGCGAUCAGACAGAAUUGGAGGUCUCAUGAUGUACGGGGUGCCAAACAUGAAGACCGACAAGGUCGACGUGGUGCAACGACGUGUGAACAUCAUGAAGCAGGAGGGCGUGAAUUUCAUUUGCGGCCCCCAGGGACGUGUCGCAGAAAGCAGCCAGGAGGCCGCCAUUGAUCAGGGUACCAACAUGGGCCCACGUGCAGCUCAGCUUCUUGAGGAGUAUGAUGCAGUGCUACUGGCCGUGGGUUCAACGGUGGCGCGUGACAUGCAGACGGUCACUGGCCGCGACUUGAAUGGUAUCCACCUUGCGAUGGACUACCUGACCUUCAACACCAAGGCGCUGUUGGAUGGCGGUGACGUCAGCAACAAAUGGCGACGCUGGUGGGGAGCCAAGAAGAAUGGCACCGACCCAAAGGUCUUGGACGCCAAGGACAAGAAGGUCAUCGUCAUUGGAGGUGGCGACACCGGCAAUGACUGCAUCGGCACGGCCGUGCGGCAGGGAGCCAAAUCCGUCAUCAACCUGGAGCUCAUGCCCCAGCCGCCCCAGACCCGAUCGCCCAAUAAUCCCUGGCCUCAUUGGCCCCUGGUUUUCAAGGUGGACUACGGCCACGAGGAGGCGGCCCCAUUGAACAAGAACAAAGAUAUCCGAGAAUAUGGUGCUCUGACCAAGGAGGUCCUGGAUGAUGGCCAUGGCAAUGUGAAGGGCAUCAAGAUGGUGAACGUGCGAUGGGAGAAGAUCGACGGCCAGAUGCGUAUGUUGGAACAGCCCGGGAGCGAAAAGAUCCUCGAGGCCGACUUGAUCCUCCUGGCACUUGGCUUCUUAGGUCCAGAGCAUCCAUUGGCAAACGCUUUCGGCGUGGACAUGGAUGAGAGAGGGAACUACAAGGCGCUGUACCAGAAGAGCGAGGGCGACUUUCAGACCUCCAAUCCCAAGGUCUUGCUGAAUCAGAGCGCCAGGUCUUUGCAGCGGGUGAUUGCAGACGUGGUCAGUCACUGGUGGUCUGGGCUAUCAAGGACAUCGGAUCAACAAGAUCUUACCAGCUAUGACUAG